AUGCGCCCUAUAGCAAAAACCUCUCAAAAAAAAAAAAAAAGUGUAUUUAUGCAUGGCAGGGCCAUGGUGCUCAGAGGGAGGCAGCAACUGAAAAGGGGAGGGGUGAAGAGCAACUGAGGUUUAUGUGGAGAGUUUCCAGAAGAGGUGACCCUAGACUAGUUUUGAAGGAUGAGUGAGUCCAGGCAAGGAAAAGGAAGUUUAAGGUGGGGGUACUGGCAUCCGUAAGAGCAAAGGUAAGAGCAGAGAUACGGAGGUCCUCUAGCUGAACUGUAGGCAGACCAGGUGGCUUGGAAUAUCACGCUGGGCGUGCGCGUGUGAGCAUGCCCAAGAUACCGGGAGAAGACUGGAUAAGAAAGGAUCGCAGCGUGGCCAUCCUCCCUGGGAACUGAUGCUUUGGCAGAGUACAGGAACUCUAUUUUAAGAACCUCUCCAAACGAAAACCACAAAUCAUGGAGAAGAACGGGAAUAACCGGAAGCUGCGGGUUUGUGUUGCUACUUGCAACCGUGCUGAUUAUUCUAAACUUGCCCCAAUCAUGUUUGGCAUUAAAACGGAACCAGAGUUUUUUGAACUCGAUGUGGUAGUACUUGGCUCUCACCUGAUAGACGACUAUGGAAAUACGUAUCGCAUGAUUGAACAAGAUGACUUUGACAUUAACACCAGGCUACACACGAUCGUGAGGGGAGAAGAUGAGGCAGCCAUGGUGGAGUCAGUAGGCUUGGCGCUAGUGAAGCUACCAGAUGUCCUUAAUCGUCUGAAGCCUGAUAUCAUGAUUGUUCACGGAGACAGGUUUGAUGCCCUAGCUCUGGCCACAUCUGCUGCCUUGAUGAACAUCCGAAUCCUUCAUAUUGAAGGUGGAGAAGUCAGUGGUACCAUUGAUGACUCUAUUAGACAUGCCAUAACAAAACUGGCUCAUUAUCACGUGUGCUGCACCCGGAGUGCUGAACAACAUCUGAUCUCCAUGUGUGAGGACCAUGACCGCAUCCUUUUGGCAGGCUGCCCUUCCUAUGACAAACUUCUCUCAGCCAAGAACAAAGACUACAUGAGCAUCAUUCGGAUGUGGUUAGGUGAUGAUGUAAAAUCUAAAGAUUACAUUGUGGCACUACAGCACCCAGUGACCACUGAUAUUAAGCAUUCCAUAAAAAUGUUUGAAUUAACGUUGGAUGCACUAAUCUCGUUUAACAAGCGGACUUUAGUUCUGUUUCCCAAUAUUGAUGCAGGGAGCAAAGAAAUGGUUCGAGUGAUGCGGAAGAAGGGCAUUGAACAUCAUCCCAACUUCCGUGCGGUUAAACAUGUCCCGUUUGACCAGUUUAUACAGUUGGUCGCCCAUGCCGGUUGUAUGAUUGGGAAUAGCAGCUGUGGAGUUCGGGAGGUUGGAGCUUUUGGAACACCUGUGAUCAACCUGGGGACACGUCAGAUUGGAAGAGAAACAGGGGAGAACGUCCUUCAUGUCCGGGAUGCUGACACCCAAGACAAAAUAUUGCAAGCGCUGCACCUUCAGUUUGGAAAACAGUACCCUUGUUCAAAGAUAUAUGGGGAUGGAAAUGCUGUUCCAAGGAUUUUGAAGUUUCUCAAAUCUAUUGAUCUUCAAGAGCCACUACAAAAGAAAUUCUGCUUUCCUCCUGUGAAAGAGAAUAUCUCUCAAGAUAUUGACCAUAUUCUUGAAACUCUCAGUGCCUUGGCUGUUGAUCUUGGUGGAACGAACCUCCGAGUUGCAAUAGUCAGCAUGAAGGGUGAAAUAGUUAAGAAGUAUACUCAGUUCAAUCCUAAAACCUAUGAAGAGAGGAUUAAUUUAAUCCUGCAGAUGUGUGUGGAAGCUGCAGCAGAAGCUGUAAAACUAAACUGCAGAAUUUUAGGAGUAGGCAUUUCCACAGGUGGCCGUGUAAAUCCUCGGGAAGGAAUUGUGCUGCAUUCAACCAAACUGAUCCAAGAAUGGAACUCUGUGGACCUCAGGACCCCCCUGUCUGACACUUUGCAUCUCCCUGUAUGGGUGGACAAUGAUGGCAACUGUGCUGCCCUGGCAGAACGGAAAUUUGGCCAAGGAAAGGGAUUGGAAAAUUUUGUUACACUCAUCACAGGCACAGGAAUUGGUGGUGGAAUCAUCCAUCAGCAUGAAUUGAUCCAUGGAAGCUCCUUCUGUGCUGCAGAACUUGGCCACCUUGUUGUGUCUCUGGGUGGGCCUGACUGUUCCUGUGGAAGCCAUGGGUGUAUUGAAGCCUAUGCCUCUGGAAUGGCCUUGCAGAGGGAAGCAAAAAAGCUUCAUGAUGAGGACCUGCUCUUGGUGGAAGGGAUGUCAGUGCCAAAAGACGAAGCUGUGGGUGCUCUCCACCUCAUCCAAGCAGCGAAACUUGGCAACGCGAAGGCCCAGAGCAUCUUAAGAACAGCUGGAACGGCUCUGGGUCUUGGGGUUGUGAACAUCCUCCACACUAUGAAUCCUUCCCUCGUGAUCCUCUCUGGAGUCCUGGCCAGUCACUAUAUCCACAUUGUGAAAGAUGUCAUCCGCCAGCAAGCCUUGUCCUCAGUACAGGAUGUGGACGUGGUGGUUUCGGAUCUGGCUGACCCCGCACUGCUGGGUGCUGCCAGCAUGGUUCUGGACUACACAACUCGCAGGAUCUACUAGGCCUUCCAGAGUGGACAUGGACCGAGACUCAAAAGCUCCUUAGUGUAAUCAAGUUGUCUUUUAGAUGAUUUCUUAAAAAGCAAAUUUGGUAUUUGACUGCAGGCCACUUUGGCAGAGAAAUAGUUUUGCUUUUUUGGCUUUUCCAAAGUUACCUUCCCAACCCCCACUUGUGUAGAUGCUUUUUCUGGUGUUUUCCUAAGAGGGGUCAUUUUAGCCCUAACCCUGUAAGUUGCAGUCAAUCUUUUGUGCCAAAAGGAGCUACAGUAAUAAGAGGGCGCCUUAUGACCUGCUUACUAAUGUACCACUCUCAGGCUUGCAGUCUUGCUUGGGAGGUAAGUUUCAUACUGGAAUGUGGAUUAAUAACCCUUCCUUCUUUAACCCUCAACUUUGAUCACAGGGAGGAGUCCAGUCGGGGAACAGAAAGGGUUAAGUAAAUUUUUCUUUUUAAAAUCA
This is a messenger RNA of Tupaia belangeri chinensis (Chinese tree shrew), 3071 nucleotides long. It is a transcript of the gene GNE, whose product is annotated as glucosamine (UDP-N-acetyl)-2-epimerase/N-acetylmannosamine kinase. Bases 450 to 2618 code for a protein of 722 amino acids. NCBI's taxonomy places the organism in Eukaryota, Metazoa, Chordata, Mammalia, Scandentia, Tupaiidae. Gene Ontology annotation, molecular function: hydrolase activity, hydrolyzing O-glycosyl compounds; UDP-N-acetylglucosamine 2-epimerase activity; N-acylmannosamine kinase activity. The transcript has 12 exons. Gene Ontology annotation, biological process: UDP-N-acetylglucosamine metabolic process. The record is from RefSeq and is a predicted model, not a curated record.